Molecule: messenger RNA, 1749 nt
Organism: Lytechinus variegatus (green sea urchin)
Lineage: Eukaryota; Metazoa; Echinodermata; Echinoidea; Temnopleuroida; Toxopneustidae
Exons: 2
Coding region: 1-1749 (582 amino acids)
Source: RefSeq, a predicted model, not a curated record
AUGCCCUCUCCAACUCAGUCCAACAAAAGGAAAAUCAACCAACAAAUGCUGACCCUACACCGAUCCGAUGCACUACCCAAGGCACUCUACUUCCAACUCAGAUCUUCUUCAGCCAAGUCACCUAUCCUAUUCGGACAACCCAAGAUACACAAGCCUAACACUCCUCUCCGCCCUAUCAUCUCCACCCGCGGGUCACCCUGCUACAACACAGCACGCCAUCUGGCCAACAUCCUCCAACCACUCGUAGGCCAGACCCAGCACCAUGCCACCAACUCCAAGCACUUCAUAGACGUCAUCUCCAAGACCAAGCUCCGGCCCUCCGACACACUCGUCAGCUUUGAUGUCGUCUCCCUCUUCACCAGCGUACCUGUAGACCAAGCAUGUGACAUCAUCAAGCAACGCCUGAUCACCGACUCAGACAUAGCAUCCAGAACCAAUCUCACACCAAACCAGAUCCACGACCUCCUCCUCGCCUGUCUCAACUCCUUCAAAUGGCGCAACAACUACUACAAACAACUACAAGGAGCAGCCAUGGGUUCACCUCUCUCACCAAUCAUCGCUAACAUCUUCAUGGAACAUUUCGAGCACCAAGCACUCAAGACUGCGGACAAACCUCCUUCACUCUGGCUCCGCUACGUCGACGACACCUUUGUCAUCUGGCGCACACACCCCAGCAUCAAGUUCACCAUGGAGACCCAACGCGACAACUCAAUUCCAAUUCUAGACGUUCUCAUCACUAAGACACCGUCUGGAUUCCCAUCUCACCAGGUGUACCGAAAACCUACCCACACAGACCGCUACCUCAAUUUCCGCUCACACCACCACCCAUCCGUCCACCAAUCCGUCGCCGACACUCUCGUCAGAAGAGCCCACCAACUCAGCGACAAGGCACACUUACAACAAGAACUCAAGCACGUGACCAAUGCACUAACCACCAUCAACCAUUACCCCAGAAGAAGGAUCAAUACUCAACCGUCCAGCCACCAACCCAGCACCAACAGCACCGAAAACCCAUCCGAAACCAAGCCCAUCACCACCAUAGUACUUCUCUACAUCGGCAAGACUUCACACCGACUACAACGCAUCCUUCACUCUGCCAACAUCCUCGUCAGACACCAAUCCUCUCGUAAGUUACACUCCAUCUUUCACUCUCACAAGGACAAGCACCCACCCAACAAGCAACCAGGUGUCUACAAGAUCCCCUGCGACUGCGGCAAAGUCUACAUUGGAGAAACCGGCCGAGACUUCGACACCAGACUCAAGGAACACAAGACCCACCACCGACGCAGCGACUGGGACCGAUCCGCCAUCGUCAAGCACGCACAACAAGAGAAUCACCGCAUAGACUGGGGCAAGAGCCACCUAAUCACCAACAUCCGGCACUGGAAUACCAGAAGGGUCAGGGAAGCCAUUGAGAUACAUCAACACAACACUGUGCCUCAAGACCCUGGCCUCCACAUCAACAGCAUCUGGCACCCAAUCCUACGCCACCACCAAACUUCUAACCAAUCCAUAAGCAACCCGCCGUCCACCGUCACCCCACCAAGCUCUCCUACCCAACACAGCAGUCCUUUUGCAUCACCAACUCAACCAGUGACUUUGCCGACGCACACACCGCCGCUACCGACACCUCGCUACAACCUCCGCCGACGACCCAACACCUCAUCCAUACACCAGGCCACCCACUCACUCCCGCCGAAGCUUGGCCGACGAGUCCGCCGACCAUUACGCACAGAACGCCACCACUGA